Spodoptera exigua (beet armyworm) is the source of this 1473-nucleotide messenger RNA. The record is from the annotation of a GenBank genome assembly. Lineage: Eukaryota; Metazoa; Arthropoda; Insecta; Lepidoptera; Noctuidae.
UCCUUUCAAAUUAUCUCGAGUUCAUUCGGUGAAAAUAAUGUCUACAAAUAGGUAUCAAUUAUGGGGAGGAUGUUUCGACGAAGAACCUUCGAGGGUACUGCGGAGAUUAAACGACUCUUUAGCCGUGGAUACUCGGUUAUUUCGAGAGGAUAUACAAGGCAGUCGUGGCUGGGCUGCUGAACUACAUCAAAGCGGACACAUUUCCGGUGAAGAUAAUAAAUCCAUACAGGAAGGCCUUAACAUGGUCGAAAAAGACAUUGAGCAAGAAAUAAUUCAACAUGGACGCUUGAAUGACUCUGAAGAAGACAUUCAUUCAGUAGUUGAACGACGGCUGUUCAAGUACGCGGGUGACGCGGCACUGCGCCUGCACACAGCUCGCAGUCGAAACGACCAGUCUGCAACCGACACGCGGCUGUGGAUGCUCAGAAACUUGCCUAAAUUGCACUCUGCUCUGAAAGAGUUAAUCACGGUUCUUCUUAAUCGAGCAAGCAGUGAAAUUGAAAUUAUAGCACCAGGUUAUACACAUCUCCAGCGUGCUCAACCUAUUCGUUGGAGUCACUUUCUGCUAAGCCAUGCUUGGGGUCUUCGCGAUGAUGUGAUUAGACUUGAAGAACAAAAGAAACGCCUAUCCCGUUGCCCGCUGGGCAGCGGAGCUAUCGCGGGAUGUGCGCUCACUAUUGAUAGAACUAGGCUAGCCGGCAGUUUAGGGUUUGAGGAACUCACACCAAACUCUAUGUUUGCUGUCAGCUCAAGAGACCAUUUGGUGGAGUUUUUCAACUGGGCGUCGCUGUGUGGUUUACAUCUCAGUCGAUUAGCAGAAGACCUUAUAAUCUACAGUUCACAAGAGUUUGGUAUUGUCCGGCUUUCUGAUCAAUUUUCGACUGGAUCAAGCCUUAUGCCCCAGAAAAGGAAUCCAGAUGGAUUAGAACUGAUCCGAGGAGCCGCAGGUCUCUUGCUCGGUGAUGCAGUUGGAUUCAGUUGCAUACUAAAAGGACUUCCGAGCACGUACAAUAAAGAUUUGCAAUCUGAUAAAGAGCUUUUGUUUAGGUCCUACGACCGCCUACUUGACUGCUUAAAAGUCGCUGCAGGCACAAUUGCGACUAUGGAUGUGAACAGCGAGAGAGCAUUAAGUGCCCUUGACCCUGGAAUGCUAGCUACCGACCUGGCCCACGCUCUGGUUCGUCGAGGCGUUCCCUUCCGACGAGCUCAUCACUUAGUUGGUUCAGCUCUAAAACGAGCAUCUACCCUCGGAGUUGACCUCCGACACUUACCGUACCAAGAAUACCAUACCAUUUGCCCAGAGUUCGGGACUGAGGAAGAACUGGCUAGCGUUUUCUCGUGGGAGACGAGUGUGGAACAAUACACCAGCUUAGGUGGAACAGCACUGUCCGCUGUUAAACAUCAAAUUGAAAAAUUACGCGCAUGGCUCGAGGAACCAACAGAAUUCACUUGCAAGAAAUAAACUAAUUCCAU